GAUACGUCACGUGUACUUCCGCGAAUUGUGGCCGUGAAUGUUUACGCCGACGCGCCCCACUGUUCCGGUCUCACACCGCGGCUCAUCAAAAUGAACCUUACCGGAAAGACGUGCGUCUUUUUCCCUCAGCCUGGUCGUAUUUUAGCGAAAACGUCCCUUUCUCCAAUUUGGCCUCAAUCUGUUCCUUGGCGCCAGUAGUUGACUUCCAGUCCCGCGGCCAUGUCCACGGAGGAGGAGUGGUCGCUGCUUUUCUGGACCAUCGUGGCUGUGAUUGUCCCUGUCGUCAUCACGCUGUGGUGCAGCAUCCAACGCUCGAAACGGAAAACGCACAUGAAGCAGUUCUUCCGCCAGAGCAGACAUGGCUGGCACUACACGGACUUGUUCAGCAAGCCCACCUACUGCUGCGUGUGUUCUCAGCACAUCAUGUUCGGGGCCUUCUGUGAUAGCUGCGGCGUGUGCGCUGACGAGCAGUGCCUGCGUCGGGCAGACCGGGAGCUGGCGUGCAAAGAGAUCAUGGCCCCUUCCCGGGCGGACGGGGUGAUGGCCCACCGAUGGGUCAGGGGGAACGUACCCCUGGCCAGCUACUGUGUAGUGUGCAAGCAGCAGUGUGGAACGCAGCCCAAGCUCUGUGAUCUCAGAUGUGUGUGGUGUCAGACCACAAUACAUGACGAAUGUAUGGACAGCCUGGUAGAUACAACCAAAUGUGACCUGGGCGAGUUCCACAACCUCAUCAUUCCUCCUCACUAUCUCCACCAAGUGAACAAGCUGCGCCGUCGACACCCCGAUGAGUACAAAAAGCUUGCGGCGCAAUGUGGAGAUGGCUGGGCUCCUGUGUUGGUCUUGGCAAACACGCGUAGUGGAAACAACAUGGGGGAGGCCUUGCUGGGAGAGUUCCGCAGCCUUCUCAACCCCGUGCAGGUUUUCGACCUGUCACAACUUGCACCUUCCAAGGCCCUUCAACUGUGCACCCUGCUACCGCCUGGUAGUUUGAGGGUCUUGGUGUGUGGAGGCGAUGGCACAGUGGGAUGGGUGCUUGAUGCCAUCGACGGUAUGAAACUCAAGGGUCAAGACCAAUUCGUUCCAAGAGUGACCAUCCUCCCUCUCGGGACAGGAAAUGACCUUUCCAACACUUUGGGCUGGGGUGCGGGCUAUGCUGGGGAGAUCCCUGUGGAACAGGUUCUCCGCAACAUCCUGGAUGCAGGGGUGGUCCAAAUGGACAGAUGGAAAGUGCAGGUGUCUUCUAAAGGCCUCUCUAUUCGAAAACCAAAGGUUCUCUCCAUGAACAACUACUUCUCUGUUGGUCCUGAUGCUCUGAUGGCGCUCAACUUCCACACGCAUCGUGAGAAAACGCCCUCUUUCUUUUCCAGCCGUAUCAUCAACAAGGCUGUGUACUUCCUAUAUGGCACAAAGGACUGUUUAGUGCAGGAAUGCAAGGACCUGGAUAAGAGGAUUGAGUUGGAGCUUGAUGGUGAGCAAGUCGAGUUGCCCUGCCUGGAGGGCAUCAUUGUUUGCAACAUUGGUUACUGGGGGGGCGGCUGCAGACUCUGGGAGGGAAUGGGCGACGAACCCUGCCCCCCUACACGGUUGGAUGACGGUUUGCUGGAGGUGAUGGGUGUGUUUGGCUCCUUCCACUGUGCUCAGAUCCAGGUCAAGCUGGCCAACCCAGUACGGCUGGGACAGGCCCACACUGUCAGGUUGGUCCUUAAGGGUUCCACGAUGCCAAUGCAAGUGGACGGUGAGCCGUGGGCGCAGGGCCCGUGCACCAUCACAAUUACCCAUAAGACGCAGGCUCUCAUGCUGUACCACAGCUCAGAGCAGACUGAUGACGACGACGACGACGACGGCGAAUCCAGCGCUUCCGAGACAGAAAGCACCACCCCGCAGGACUCGCCCAGGCCCCCGGGGGCAGUGUCCGCUCGAGCUUGACUUAUCCCUGAUAGUCGUUUAUUUUUUCAGCAUAUUUUAGUCAUAUUUUAUCAGUGGUUCUUUCCAUUUUCAAUUGGCAAUUGAAAAACAACAGUUUUUAAUUGUUUCCCUGGUUAAAUAAAGAUUAAAAAAAUAAAUAACGGGUCAGUGUGAAGUGGCAAACGAUUGACACCUUGUCAGUGAUUGGCUGUUCUCCCUCGGGUGUGAUACUCCCCGCCUCCAAAUUAAUUUAAUUAAUUCAACUGUAAAAUCGAAUAAUGAAAAUAUGUACAUUUUUGUGCUGUUACUUUAAAAACGUAUUUUCAAUUGCCAAAUCAAUUUGGAAAGAACAAAUUCUACUUUAUUAGAUCUGCUUCGAAAAGCUUGAGUUUUGGUACUUUGACUUCAUCCCUUCUGACGGCAAAGUCGGGACAGGGUGAACGUGAAACAGAUGGCUGUAAUACUUGCACUUUCUCAUGUGGCACACAUAUUAUUACCUACCAAAUUAUGUUGAUUUUAUGUUCUUUUAUUGUAGGCAUGUUGCUAUUUUACGUUCACGCAUAUUCAACCCCUCCAAGCUGCAGGCAGUGUUGGUUUCCAUACAGUUUUAAAGUACUAAAAUCACAAAUGAAGCAAUUUAGAGUAAUCUGAUGCAGGGAAUGUCUGUAUCCUCAGUAUUUGUCAUGCACUAAACUUUUUUUUUUUUUUUGUAAGGCUGAAAAACAAUCGUCGUAUGAUGUGCCAAACAGCUAAAAGAUUAAUUGGAAGUUUAACUCCGCCAUUAGCUUGAUAAGCAAGACAGAACUCACAAUAGUUUGAAUACCUGCUUGGAAUGUCUUUGCUUUUACGCGUCAUUUUCCACAAGUCAACGCUGGUAAAAUAGUCGAAUGACACUGGGCUAGCAGGUAAUUUGAAUUUAUAUAGCGCCUUUCCCAAGGGGCUUUGAUUAAGUUAUUGUGUUUCCAAGAGGUUCCUGCAGAACAGUACGCAAACAAGCGUUGCACAUCUAUUUUGUUGCAGUGUUAUUUGUCCUGCUGCUACUGCCAUAUUUUAAAUGGUAGUCUUUAGUUAAUAGUCAAUGCCUGUUUCAGGAAUGUCUGCAUCGUAGACUCUGAAUAAUUUCAUUCUAUUUUUUUUCUUAAUUGCUUAAUGCCCGCUUGUAUAAGACCAUCUACUUUGACUUAGCUGCCUGUAUUUAUCAGUGUUCUUUGUGUUCUGUGCCAUUGAUUUUUACUGACUUUGUGGUCGUGGCAGGUGUUUAGCCAUGCUUGCAUCAGGGCUCUUGUUUUUAUUUCUUUAUUUCAAGAAUGCAAAGCAACAAAACACGCUGAUGGAAAUAUGGAUCUGUCAGAUUGCAAUGACACAGCGACAAAUGAAUUGACUACAUUAUCCAUUGAGUUCUUCGUCUAAUGGUACCAAAGCUUAGACGUUCAGUGAUUUGAACAAUAAUAAAAAUGGACACAACACA
Syngnathus typhle (broad-nosed pipefish) is the source of this 3373-nucleotide messenger RNA. RefSeq names its product diacylglycerol kinase, epsilon (gene dgke). The record is from RefSeq and is a predicted model, not a curated record. Gene Ontology annotation, molecular function: ATP-dependent diacylglycerol kinase activity. Lineage: Eukaryota; Metazoa; Chordata; Actinopteri; Syngnathiformes; Syngnathidae. Bases 220 to 1926 code for a protein of 568 amino acids. The transcript is spliced from 11 exons.